CUCAAGAGAAGAUAGCCGCAAAUUGCCGUAGUCAACCUGAAACCUUAGGUAGUUACAACCGUGUAGAUGUACCGUGUGUGCCGGAAUCCAUCUCUUUAGGUAGCCUUUCGUUACGACGGUGUGCGAGGCCUCGCCCUGUACUGACCCAUGCUUAAACUGGAAUCUGACUUGACAAGAGAUGGCCAGCACAGAUGAGCCCCCCGAGAAGCACUGCUGGGUGUGUUUUGCCACAGAGAGAGAGGAUCGGGUGGCGGAGUGGGUGAGUCCGUGCAGAUGUAAGGGUUGUACCAAGUGGAUCCAUCAGUCCUGUCUGCAGCGCUGGCUGGACGAGAAGCAGAAGGAAAGCAGCGCUGGGGCUGUGAGCUGUCCGCAGUGCGGCACUGAGUACAGGGUCGUCUUCCCCAAAAUGGGCCCUCUGGUGUACUUCCUACAGCAGGUUGACAGAGUGCUGUCCAGGGUCAGUCCGUUUGCGGCGGCAGGUGUGGUGGUGGGCACCGUGUACUGGUCUGCAGUCACCUAUGGAGCUGUCACUGUGAUGCAGGUGGUGGGCCAUAAGAAGGGGCUGGAUGUGAUGGAGCGUGCAGAUCCACUGUUUCUGCUCAUGGGUCUGCCCACAAUUCCAGUCAUGCUGGUGUUGGGGAAGAUGAUUCGCUGGGAAGACUAUGUGGUUCGACUGUGGCAGAGACACUCCGCCAAACUCCCAGGGAUCAGCCGUCUGCCGCGUUUGCCCGCCGAGGGUCCGUACAGCGGCGACCAUCUCUCCGUGUCGCGGACGCUGUGUGGGGCGCUGAUUUUCCCGUCCGUCGCUAACCUGGUGGGCAGGCUACUGUUCCACAGAGUCAACUCCAACCUGCAGCGCACCAUCCUGGGUGGCAUUGCCUUUGUGGUGAUGAAGGGCAUGCUGAAGGUCUAUUUCAAACAGCAGCAGUACCUCAUUAAGGUCAACAGACGUAUCCUCAGCUACCCUGAGCACCAAGCCAGGGCCGAGCCGUCGCAGGAGAACGACCAGGAGGACAGUGGAAAUGAGUGAAGAGGACCCCCACCCCCAACACAAACACACAUACACACACACACAGCACAAUGUCUCUCACCUACAAGUUCCCAGGAAAACAGAUUACUGAAAAUCAAACUGAUAAAUUAUGUUAUUUUAACUAACAAUUACCAUUGUAGAGAUUGAUUCUGAUUGGUUGACUUUCUUUGGUUUGUACAGCCCUCCUUAUGUAACUUAAUUUCAACUGACUAUAAUAAAAUCUGUGAUAAUUAUACAUUUGAA
Messenger RNA from Chanos chanos (milkfish), 1273 nucleotides. RefSeq names its product membrane-associated ring finger (C3HC4) 5, like (gene marchf5l). Gene Ontology annotation, molecular function: zinc ion binding. The transcript is spliced from 7 exons. Lineage: Eukaryota; Metazoa; Chordata; Actinopteri; Gonorynchiformes; Chanidae. Bases 179 to 1030 code for a protein of 283 amino acids. The record is from RefSeq and is a predicted model, not a curated record.